GUUGGCCUGUGGUUGGAGAGCGUCGCGCCAAACGGACUGCGACAACAACAAAGAUCGGGUUUGCCAGCUCCACGACCCGGACAAGGACAAAUCGCAGCGCACACGUGCCGAAUCUGGUGCCUCAAUACAGGACAUCGAUCUUUUCGGGGCCAUUGUUUUACGCCCCACCGGCUUUUGGCUUGCCUUCCUCCUCUACCCACCCUCAACCCUCCCCGGACAAGUGCGUUUAUAACGCACACAAGACUCGAGCCGCCUUGGACAGGUGCGUUUAUAACGCAAACCCACCCGCCUAGCCCUCUUAUCAUCAUGCGUCGCGUUUCCGCAGAUUUAACCGACCCCUGUCGAAAUAUCGAGGAGUCGGUAGGCAUGCCGGACCCGUCAUCAUCUAUUGAUCCCGACCUGGAUAUGGAGCUGAGUGUGGAAGAGGAGGGUGCCCGAAUCUAUACCCCGCCUCCGCAUAUCGCUGCACGAUUCUACCGACCUAGUCAAAGUCGCCGAAAGGACUCGGCCGCCUCGUCGCGCCGCAACUCCAUCUCCUCUGCUCAUUCCCGAUCUUCGCACGGCUUUGCUCACCAUGGCGGCCCCCAGAGCAAAUACAUCGCCCAACAGAUGCGUCGCGCCUCUAUCCUGGAGGACAGGAAAGCCCGCUUGGCCGACAGGGCGGCGCACGCCGAGAAAGUCCGCCUUAGAGCUGCCCUGGCAAAAGCUGGUCAUCACAAGAUCUCUAAUUUGGAGGAGCGCGCGUUAGCUGCGGCACAGGCCAGGGAGAAAAAUCUGGCCGAGAUUGUUGCGGCGUGCGCCGAGGAAGUCAAGCGGGCUAAGGCGGUGGCCGAGAGCAUGAAGGAGAAGAGAGAGCAGGAGCUUCGUAAGCUCAAGUCUCAGAUGGAGGAGCGAUUGGCUGAAGCUGAGAAGAGGAGGGAAGAGCUGCGUAACCGGCAGGCUUCUAGGCGCUCUAGAGGCCAAAGCUUGACAACUAAGAAAUCCGAGAGCGGUAGUCUCCCGGAAGAAGAAGAACAUGAAUCCUCGAGCAUGAGUGACAUCGCUGUCAUGAGCGAGGACGUGGCAGCAUUCAAGAUUCAGUGGUGGUGGAGAGGUGCGCUGAGAAUGCGGGCGGUGCAGCAGUUCUCGGGAUUGAGGCUGAACAUUGACAGUGUUAGAGAUACAUCGUUUGAUCAGGUGGCCGACCUUCUUGCUCAGGAGCGAGUGCUUUUGCUUACGGCGAGAGUAUUGCGUAUCUGUGGUUUACAGGAAGGGGAAGCAGGGUCAGUGGAUGAGAUGACGGCUGUCCGCACGUUCUUGAGUGCCUACUUGAUCCUGGGCCACCCCACCCAGGUGCUGAGUAACAAGGAUGAAAAGGGCGAACAGGAGCAGGUUGGAUCCUUUCAAGGGCAGCCCAUACCUCGUGAUGAUCUAGCUAAUCCUCAAUUACAGGAUCUCGUCGCCAAGGCACGAGAUUUGCUGAUCUCUUUUGAGAACAUACUCUCCCGAUUGACCUCUAUGAACAACCACACGCCUCCUCCAUUGUUGCAAGGGGCCCUGUCGGAGUCAUACGCGACUUUCCACAAUGCCUUCAUAGCGUGGAAGGCCCGCGAUUCGAAUGCGUUGGUCGAGGUCAUGAUCUUACAAUUCGUCGAACUCGACGCAAUCCUCCAAACCGUCAAGGAGCGUACUGAAGAAGCCGUUACCGAAACGUACCGGCAGAGUAUCAAGGACAACCAAUUGAUGCUGAUGGUUCGCAUUAAACGACUUGCUGGUCCUGAACGGGGUAAGAAAAUGAUUUUCGAAGCUAUCAAACAGGCGAGGAAGGCUCGGGCGGCAAAGAAGCCCGCGGGCGACAUGAGACCGAGAGUCGCAGAGCAUUCCCUGGACGACGGCAGCGCCGUAGGGGACCACGCCACAGCAGAGCACGUUGUUUCGUCGCAGCUGCAAACGCUCACGCCACCGUCCACCCCGCUUGCGGAGAGGGACCUGAAGCAAGCUAUGAUACAGUCGAAAUAUCCCCCGAUACUGCCGGAUAACCGAGUCAUUGUUCACGAGCUAGCGAUCGAUCGAGAAUAUCGCAUCGAAUACCAGCAUUUCCAGGAGCAGCACAAGCUACGUAUGGAUCCCCUCUUCGAGGAUUUGAAAGUCGGCCCCAGAGACGAAGAAAAGGAAUUUCAUUAUCUCAUCAUCAUGGCCAACUACAUCAGGGAUAGGCUUCAGCAUCUGGUUAGGCCAGGCUCACCCAUGCACAUCUUUAUCGGCGAGAUUCUCGACACCGAGGUCGCACAGCGGCAAUUUCUAGCUGGCAGUUUCUCGUAUGAGAAGUUCUUCUCCUCGAUGGGAUCGCUACUUCCCAAGCUCUGUGCGCCCGUCCGCGACGACGAGGUUAAGGACCUGAUUGAGAACAAGAUUAGCCAGGGUCACAUCGUGGACCGCCUCGAGGCGCUCAUCUCGUUUAUCGACACGAUGCUCUAUGAUUACGCCAACUAUAUGUUGCAGGUUGCGGCGCCAAAUCUUGUCAAGCACGCUUCGGAGUAUGAAGCCAAGAGAUUCGCCGAAGAGCUAGACAGUGGCAAGGUCACACUAUCUCGCGCCGAAGUUUCGUGGCGAAGCGCGCGUGCCAAGGUGCACGCUGAUGUGGCGCGGCGGGACCCCGAGGGUAUCAACCACCCGCGCUCACGGCCCACGCCGGACAAGAUCUAUUGGCAGAUGCUGUUGGACGAGUUCACUCAGCCAUCGCCUUCAGACGAUACCAUACCAGAACCCCUCGCCCUAGACACCAAGCGUCGUUCUCGCAUAGGCGGCCGGAUGAUGCGUAUCGUUACCGCCGGCGCUAUCCUCCUACAAUGCAAGAAUCUUCUCAAGCGUGACGUUCGGACCCCCUGGAAGACGGAGGCCGGCCGCAUCUUGAGUGUUCUCGAGUCCAUGGACGACGAUGUGAAACCGCUCCCACAGGCCACCGCGGUUCAUGGCAUCAUGGCAGCGCUGGAGGCCGGACGGUUGAUGCCGACCGCGACCAAGGCGCACCUACAAGCGCUCGUAACAAGAGUGCUUGCUGAUAGCGUGGAUACGAAGCGCGACAAUACGGACCCGAGAGAGCCGGUGUUGAGAUUGCUCUUGGCGCGGAUAAGGGGCCAUAUACUGGCUAGGCUGCAAGCCGGCUCCGCAAGCGAGAAGGUGAAGGCUACUAGCAUGGCCGGGGAGAAGCUUGCAGGUCUCGGACUCCCCGAGUUUGUAGAAAAGGUGCGAGAGGUGGUGGAUGAAAUUGUUAGGCUGGGGGCCGUGGAUCGGGAGGCCCAUGGAGUGUGGUGGGAGGAGCUGGCCGAGAAGGUGGAAAGAGACUCUGCUGCCAGCCAGUAGUCGCGCAUAUGCACAUGCGCAUGGUUGCAUGACAUCGAUGGAGGAAAUGCAUAUUGUCAAUAUCGGAUGAAAGGCAAUGAGCAUACAGGGGGGAAGCGAUUUGGGUACUUGGUUUCCGCAUUUCGAAUUCGGCACAGGGCGUUCCCCCCGGUGGGUAUUUAACACGCAUGCACGCACAUGUGCUCGAGGACGGCGGUUCGGAUGUUUGGAACCGUAUGCGUGCGUUGUGGCGGGUUCACUUUUGUUGCUUCGCUGCUUUAAGAAUAGGCAUACAAAACGUCGAAAGCUGAACCUGGCUUAUUGAUUGAAAAAGGAGAUAAAACUAAGCGUAAAAACAGCUAAUUCAACAGCUUUUAAAUACGGCUGCUUUUGCAGUUGAAGCGCUGUUGCGUUUCGUGCGUU
Messenger RNA from Durotheca rogersii, 3744 nucleotides. Its product is annotated as T-complex protein 11-domain-containing protein. NCBI's taxonomy places the organism in Eukaryota, Fungi, Ascomycota, Sordariomycetes, Xylariales, Xylariaceae. The coding region runs from base 307 to 3342 and encodes 1011 amino acids. The record is from RefSeq and is a predicted model, not a curated record. The transcript has a single exon.